Molecule: messenger RNA, 663 nt
Organism: Ipomoea nil (Japanese morning glory)
Lineage: Eukaryota; Viridiplantae; Streptophyta; Magnoliopsida; Solanales; Convolvulaceae
Exons: 1
Coding region: 1-663 (220 amino acids)
Molecular function (GO): RNA-DNA hybrid ribonuclease activity; nucleic acid binding
Source: RefSeq, a predicted model, not a curated record
AUGGACUUGUUGACGGAAGGGCAGGUACGGCUGGUCGUUGGAAUUCUGUACUACUUGUGGCUGGCAAGGAAUUCAGCGCUAUGGGAAAGGAGUUUGCCACGACCUGCAUCAACAGUGAAGAGGGCAGUACUGACCGAGGAAGCCUUCACCAAACUCGGACGAGUAACAUACCACCCGCAUGCCGCUGUGAUGCCGGAGACCGAACCACAUGGGCUCAGGUGUUAUUUCGACGCGGGCUACAGACAACACACGGGGGAAGCGACGUACGGAGUUGUGCUGCUCAAUCACGAAGGUGUUUUUAUGGCAGCCACGGCGGGGACACUACCUGGUGCUUUUUCACCUAUUAUGGCAGAAGCUCUAGCGUGCAAGGAAGCACUAUCAUGGCUUAAAGGGCGCGAUAUACAGAGGAUUGAUCUACUCACAGAUUGCAUGGAGUUGAGAAGCAUGAUAAUAUCAAGAGAUACCGGAACUCAAUCUUAUGUUGGGGUCAUUGCGGACCAGUGCAGGACAACUAUGUCGUUAUUUAAUUAUUGUUCUUUACAUUACAUUUCCAGAGCUGUUAAUAUGCAUGCUCAUACACUAGCUUCGUUAGCUUUCGAUCAGGAUCAUCCUAUGUACUGGGAUGUAAUCCCACCUGACUCUAUUACUAUGUUCGUUCAUUAA